AGGCAGCAGCUUGUGCGGCCCAGGGCAGGGUGUUUCGGUAAUUGGGACGGUCGGUGUCGGACUGGAAGCUCCCGGAAGGAGGUUAGCUGAAGAACGCGGGGGUAGGAAGCAGGAACUUCGGGGGGAGAAACUUCCUUCCUAGGCGUUAGGAGAGGGCGUGCAGAAAGUAUAAACCCCUUAUGUUUACCGGACCGUAUGACGCUAACAUAACGUUUGUUCGGAACCCCAGCACCUUGCCUGUCGGCUUUGGUGGCAUGUAGGAUCUUGCCUGUAGACGGGAAGAGCCUUCGCUUCAACUUCAUCAUGGGUCCCUGCUUGCCUGGUGAGCUUGUAUACUGCAGCUGUUAACAGGGGAAGUACCUGCUUUCUGUGCUUGUCCCGCCUGCCCGAGGUGAAAAAGAAAACUGUCUCAUCAAAGAGCAAAGAUGCAGAGCACUUCAAAUUACCUCUGGCUGUUGUCUGACAUUCUAGGACAGGGAGCUACUGCAAAUGUUUUCCGGGGACGACAUAAGAAAACUGGGGAUUUAUACGCUGUCAAAGUAUUUAACAGUAUAAGUUUCCUUCGUCCUGUGGAUGUUCAGAUGCGAGAGUUUGAAGUAUUGAAGAAACUAAAUCAUAAGAACAUUGUCAAAUUGUUUGCCAUCGAAGAAGAGACAACAACUAGACACAAAGUACUAGUUAUGGAAUUUUGUCCAUGUGGGAGUUUGUAUACAGUUUUAGAGGAGCCGUCUAAUGCCUUUGGUUUGCCAGAGUCUGAGUUCUUAAUUGUUUUGAGAGAUGUGGUGGCUGGAAUGAAUCAUCUCCGGGAGAAUGGAAUAGUGCACCGUGACAUCAAACCAGGCAAUAUAAUGCGUGUUAUAGGUGAAGAUGGUCAGUCUGUUUACAAACUUACAGACUUUGGUGCUGCAAGAGAACUUGAAGAUGAUGAACAAUUUGUUUCUCUCUAUGGCACAGAAGAGUAUUUACAUCCUGAUAUGUAUGAGCGAGCAGUUUUGAGGAAAGAACAUCAGAAAAAGUACGGAGCAACAGUUGAUCUAUGGAGCAUAGGGGUGACCUUUUACCAUGCUGCAACAGGGAGUUUGCCUUUCCGACCUUUUGAAGGACCUCGUAGAAACAAGGAAGUGAUGUAUAAAAUAAUCACUGGAAAGCCUUCUGGUGCUAUUUCUGGAAUACAGAAAGCAGAAAAUGGACCAAUUGAAUGGAGUUGGGAGAUGCCUGUUUCUUGUAGUCUUUCAAAGGGUCUGCAAGUACUGCUCACACCUGUCCUUGCAAAUAUUCUUGAAGCAGACCAGGAAAAAUGCUGGGGGUUUGACCAGUUCUUUGCAGAGACGAGUGACGUACUGCACCGAAUAAUAAUCCACAUCUUUUCACUACAGCAGAUGACCUUGCACAAAGUUUAUAUUCACAGUUAUAAUACAGCUGCUAUAUUUCAUGAGUUGGUCUACAAACAGACAAAAAUACCAUCUCAGAGUCAAGAACUGGUAUAUGAAGGUCGGCGUUUAAUACUAGAGCCUGGCAGAUUGGCACAGCACUUCCCCAGAACAACUGAGGAGAAUCCUAUCUUUGUAGUAAGCAGGGAGGCUGUGAACAUUGUCGGAUUAAUCUAUGAAGAAGUUUUACUUCCUAAAGUACAUCAACGUUAUGAUUUGGAUGGGGAUGCCAGUAUGGCUAAAGCAGUGACGGGUAUCGUAUGUUAUGCCUGUAGAGUUGCCAGUUCUUUGCUACUUUACCAGGAGCUGAUGCGAAAAGGAAUACGAUGGCUGAUUGAAAUAAUCAAGGAUGAUUACAAUGAAAUGGUUCAUAAAAAGACAGAGGUUGUCAUCAGGCUGGAUUUCUGCAGCAGAAACAUUGAGAAAGCUGAGAAAAUAUAUGAGAAUUUGAUGCAGAUCAACUUGGAAGCAUCAGAAGUGGAUGAAAUUUCAGAGAUACACACAAAACUGUUGCGUCUCUCCAGCUCUCAGGGCACAAUAGAAACUAGUCUUCAAGAUAUCAAAACCAAACUUUCUCCUGGUGGCUUACUGGCUGACACCUGGGCAAACCAGGAAGGCAUGCAUCCGAAAGACAGAAAUCCAGAAAGGCUGCAGGCGCUGCUAUGUUCCAUCACAGAUAUUUAUUAUCAGUUCAAAAAAGACAAAGCAGAACGAAGGCUUCCUUAUAAUGAAGAACAAAUUCACAAGUUUGACAAGCAGAAGCUGUAUUUGCAUGCUACAAAAGCCAUAGCUUUAUUCAAAGAUGAAUGUGUCAGCAAGUAUGAUACAUUUUUGGACAAGGCUGAGGACUGGACAAGGAAAAUGCUUCACACAAGGAAGCAGUUACUGGCUCUCACCAACCAGUGUUUCGAUAUCGAAGAGGAGGUAUCUAAAUACCAGGAUUAUAUAAAUGAGUUACAGGAUGCUCUGCCACAGAAAAUGUUUGCAGCUUCCAGUGGGAUGAAACAUACAAUGAAUACAGUCUAUCCAAGCUCAAACACAUUAGUGGAAAUGACUCUUGGUAUGAAGAAACUAAAGGAGGAAAUGGAAGGGGUUGUUAAAGAGCUGGCUGAGAACAAUCACAUUUUGGAAAGAUUUGGUGCUUUGACUAUGGAUGGUGGCCUGCGGAAUGUGGACUGUAUCUAGCUUUCAAAAGACCUGAAGAGGACUUGUAAAUUUUUUCAAAGGGAAAAAAAUACUGUUGGGACAUUUAAAGGCAGAUAAUAAACGUGUAUCCAGGGUUUUUUUCCCUCUACAACUGUAGUAUUAAAAAAAAUGUAAAUAUGUAUAAUAUGUAAAUAUAAAAGAAAUAUAUAUCUUUUUUUGGUCGAUGUUAGGAUAGAAUUACUCCCGGCAGGGAAUUUAGCCCCUUGGAGGAUCUCUGACAAAGUUGUAAAGGAAAAACCGUUGUUGAUGAAAUUGAUAUUUGUUUGCUUUGAAUAUUGCCCUAUUUUUUCAGAAUGCAAUUUAGUCUUUAUUGCAAGAGGACUUGCAGAACUCUAAACAUUAUGAAUAGUCUUAAAAGGGUGUUUUGGAUUUCCUUUAACCACCACUAUUACUUUGGAGUCUAGCUGAAUGUCUCUGAUCAUCACAGAACAUGAUGACUGUUUUAAAUGAGAUCUUUUUAAAUAAGUGUGAAUAGGGACUAAAAGCACAGAUAGGACAGAGUGGAAAUGCAUUUCUCUUUCCUUCACAUCCAAACUGUUAGUUCACUUCUACUUGAGAAAACCAAUUCACGAUAUUUUUUAAGUUUCUCUCCAUAUUUGGUGCCAUCUUGUCUAUAACUAUUUGACUGCUCUGUAUAUGGAAGUUUUGCACUCCAGGUUGUCAGACUGAAUGUAAAAAUUCCUUUUUUAGAGUACAGCAUUUUCAGAAUUUCCCUGAAAUCUUGUUGCUCACCACAAGAGAAGUGGCUUCUUAAAAUAAAAUAGCUUUUUCAGAAUCCUGUUUGCAGGCAUAAUUUUUAAAAAAGGUUAAAUCAGUAUUAGAAUUUGUGGGCAGUCUGUAGACUAGAUAGCAUCAUGCCUCAGUGGUAACUGAAUAUUGGAAAAAUAAGUUACUGGUCUAGGUCUUGAAAAGGGACCACACCCACUGCUGACUCAUGACUGAGAUCAAACUUAGGCGGAAAAUUUAGUAAGACUUAUUUUCCACUAUCAGUAGUUACUACUUUCAGUACUAUGUGAUCAGGCUGCAGAGAGGCAGAAUGAAAUGGUCUGCUCAAAAAUAUGUAGGAGAGGAGAAAGAGAAGAGGAAAACAAACAAACAAAAACUGGGAAAACAUCCCUCACUUUGUUUGGGUACUACAGGUGUACUUCUUUGUUUCAGACGAAGAGCAUGCAAAUAUUGCAGGACUCAUUCUUUCCUUGUGGAAACCUGGCCAUGGAUGUUCAAUGCUGUCCAAUAGCACUUUUAAUUGCUAUAUUAUAUCUGUAAGAAGAGCUGGACCAACUAUAUUUAGAAUUUUCCAUAAUUAAUGGUGAAACAUUUAAGUAUAAACUAAACAGUGGUAACCUGUGAUAGCAUCUGAUAGUUUUGUGAUGCUUAUUCCCUGCUUAUCUGUCCAGGUCAGACUACAAAACAUUUCCAUUGCAUUUUUUUUUUUUAAAUAUUUGAAUAGAAACUUACAAAAUUUAUAAUUGAUUCUUUCAUUGUUAAAAGAAGAGGAAAUUCUCUGCCUUGAUGUCCAAGACCUGCUUUCCAGUGUUCUUGGUGAGAAUCAAAUAUUAAAAGGGAAUUCAGAUAUUUUUACACCCAUGUGAGCAGCUGCUUUCUUUGCAAGCUUUGUCACCCCAAAAAUCUAGCUAUGCAAAGGGAGUGCAACAGUUUGUUACAUAUUCCUCCUUGGUUAGCCAUGGCAUUCUUAACUGUUUGUUUUAAAAUACCGGAAUCAUGUCUAACUGGAAUGUUUUAAUGCCUGCUUGUACACUUGUUUAUUCACAUCCACAGUCUCACUGAGUGUCAGUAAAACACAUGCGUAAGUGUUAAAAGAAUUGGGCUCUCAAACUGUGCAUAAAUGGUAUUUUUUCCAAUAUUAUGUCUGUAACCCUUCAUUGUUUCAAAGGUUCUUAAUUUUGAAAGAAAAAUGUUAGUUGGAGUAUAUAAUUUUCAACUUCAAUAUACUGAAGCAGUCUGAAAAAGAAAGUUAAUUGUAGUAACAAUAUAGUCUGUAUAUUGAAUUAUGUGCGGCAUUCUUUUACAUGGUUGAAAAUGUUUUGUUAUAUUUUAUGUUAAUUUUAAACAUUGCUGGUUUUAGUGUUGCUAAAUACAUCAGUGAUCUUGUUAAAAUUUCUUUUUCUAAAGCAAUUUUAACUAAGCAGUAGCUAAGGAACUUGAAGUAAUCAGUUCAUAAUCGACUGAUUACGUUCUUAUGAAGCAAGUAUAUUUUUCAAGUCAAAGCAUAGCGUAUAGUACCAUGAAUUUUUGGCUCAAACUAAGUGUCCUGAUACUACCAGUCAUGCUACCAAUUUGCCAAAAGAAGUAAUAGAAAGUAAUAUAUGGUUCUUCCUCCUGAAGCUGCUUUACUGUUUUGGGGGGUUUAGCUUAGUAUAUUAAUUAUCUGUUACUUGAACAACCUGUCUUCAUAUGAAUUGUGAAAAUGCAUGAAUGAAUGACUUAAUGGCAUAAAUACAUCAUCAAACA
Molecule: messenger RNA, 5108 nt
Organism: Harpia harpyja (harpy eagle)
Lineage: Eukaryota; Metazoa; Chordata; Aves; Accipitriformes; Accipitridae
Gene: TBK1
Product: TANK binding kinase 1
Exons: 21
Coding region: 426-2615 (729 amino acids)
Biological process (GO): peptidyl-serine phosphorylation
Cellular component (GO): cytoplasm
Molecular function (GO): protein serine/threonine kinase activity; ATP binding
Source: RefSeq, a predicted model, not a curated record